This is a messenger RNA of Cryptosporidium ubiquitum, 813 nucleotides long. RefSeq lists its product as uncharacterized. Gene Ontology annotation, biological process: rRNA processing; tRNA 5'-leader removal. Bases 1 to 813 code for a protein of 270 amino acids. The transcript has a single exon. Gene Ontology annotation, cellular component: ribonuclease P complex; ribonuclease MRP complex. NCBI's taxonomy places the organism in Eukaryota, Apicomplexa, Conoidasida, Eucoccidiorida, Cryptosporidiidae. Gene Ontology annotation, molecular function: ribonuclease P RNA binding. The record is from RefSeq and is a predicted model, not a curated record.
AUGGAGAAGGAUAAUUUUGAGAGUGAUAGAGGCCAUUCAAUUUAUAGUAUUUUCACUGACCAAGAAAAAGUGCCAUGUUUUGGAAACGAUAAUUUGAAUUCAAAGACAGUCUAUGGUUCUUUAGAAGAUACUGGCCUUGACUUAAAGGUUAUGAGAGAUGUGGAAAAUUAUUUGGGGUAUUCAAGUGGUAUGGAUGAAUUAAAACAAUUGGGGUAUGGGACCUCAAAUCCAAAGUUGACAGGUAUUACAACCAGUGUAAUCCGAAUGGAUAAAGUGAAGGAAGAAAAGCCGGCUCAAAAUGAACAAGGUCUGAAGAAGUUGAACCAUAAAGUUUUUAAGAACGAGGGGUUUUUUGAUAUCGCCAAAGAAAUUAAACUAAAAAAGUUAAGUUAUUCACAUUUCAUUCCACUUCAUCAACUUUGGAAGCAGUAUAUUAAGGGACUAACGGAGUCAAGCUCAACAUAUGGUGGUUCUAGUGGUGCCACAGGAGUAAGAGGAGGAAUCAGGUUUUCUCAAUUAUCCCAAAGUAUUUCCCAAGCAGAUUUACAUGGAAGUAUAAUGAAUGUAAUUUCUAGCAGAAACAAAAGCUGUGUAAAUAUUCAAGGAAUUGUUGUUAAGGAAACCAAAGAGACCUUUGUAAUCAUUUCUACUGAUAAUAGGGUGAGAACCAUUUUAAAAAACCAGAGUAUUUUUGGAAUUGUGAUUUUUAAUGAUUACAUAAUAACUAUUUAUGGUAGUCAACUUUGUUACCAUCCAUGUGAAAGAAUUAAACAUAAAUUUAGACAUAGAGACUCUUUGAAUAUCAUUCCCUAA